Rubroshorea leprosula is the source of this 1936-nucleotide messenger RNA. Lineage: Eukaryota; Viridiplantae; Streptophyta; Magnoliopsida; Malvales; Dipterocarpaceae. The record is from the annotation of a GenBank genome assembly.
CGCUUGAAUCUGAAAGCGGCCCCCGCCUCCUAGGUUUCAACUGAAGCCGCAUCAAAACGCUGCCGUUACUUUCUUCUUUCCCGCAGCACUAUCCCCGACUUUCAGGAUAGUUUGGCGUGAAUCUACAGAAGUAGAAAAUGUAUGCGACCACGGGAUACAGUUACAGUAACGGUAACCACCAGCCGCAGAACUCGGAAGGGAAGCGAAUGGAGACUAGCCACCGAGAGAGGGUCGGAAAAAGAGGUCGCCGGGCCCGUGAUUCUCACGGACUUAGGGUUGGCGUGCACUCACAGCGGCAGCAGCAGUCGUCGCCUCCGCCCUGCACAGACUUCGACGUCGCCUACUUCAACUCCUACGCUCAUGUCGGCAUCCAUGAAGAGAUGAUCAAGGAUCGAGUACGAACUGAAACUUAUAAGAGUGCCAUUAUGCAGCAUCAGAGAUUUAUUGAAGGAAAAGUUGUAAUGGAUGUCGGAUGCGGCACAGGCAUUCUUUCUAUAUUUUGUGCUCAAGCAGGUGCAAAGCGGGUGUAUGCAGUGGAUGCAAGUUCUAUAGCAGUGCAGGCAAAUGAAGUUGUGAAGGCAAAUAACUUAGUUGACAAGGUCAUUGUAUUGCAUGGGCGAGUUGAGGAUAUUGAAAUUGAUGAGGAAGUUGAUGUAAUAAUAUCAGAAUGGAUGGGCUACAUGCUUCUUUAUGAGAGUAUGCUGGGAAGUGUUAUUACUGCUAGAGAUAGAUGGCUAAAACGUGGAGGUCUUAUUCUUCCUUCAAAUGCAACGUUGUACAUGGCACCUAUCACAAAUCCUGACAGAUACAGUUACAGCAUUGAUUUCUGGCGCAAUGUUUAUGGAAUUGAUAUGUCUGCUAUGAUGCCAUUGGCAAAACAGUGUGCAUUUGAAGAGCCAUGUGUGGAGACAAUAACUGGUGAGAAUGUUUUGACUUGGCCACAUGUGGUUAAGCAUGUUGACUGCUAUACUGUUCAAAUUCAUGAACUAGAAUCUGUUACAGCAAAGUAUAAGUUCCAGUCAAUGAUGCGAGCUCCACUGCAUGGAUUUGCAUUUUGGUUUGAUGUUGAAUUCAUCGGGCCUAUAAUGUCACCUUCCAACAAUCCUUAUACAUCCUCACCAAUCGGGUCAUCUCAUGAUAAUACAGCUGAUGGUAUUCAAAGGAGGAAAAGAUCAAAUUCCAAUGAAGCUCUAGUACUGUCAACCGCACCAGAGGAUCCUCCAACACAUUGGCAACAGACAAUGGUCUACUUUUACGAUCCAAUAGAGCUGGAGCAAGAUCAAAUUAUUGAAGGCUCUCUUACACUAUCACAAAGCAAAGAAAACCCACGAUUUAUGAAUAUUCAUCUCCAAUACACUUGUGCAGGAAGAUCUUUCGUUAAAGAGUCAGUAAUGCGAUAAUCUCCUAGACGAAUUUCUUGUUUCUAUUGAACCUUCACAAGUGGUUCAAGGGUCGGUUUUAUUCCCUCUAGAAUUUGCUGGGCCUUUUCUCCUCGGUGGUCUUUCCUCAGUUGACCAACAAAACUCCUAUGUAAUCAUUAAGUGCCACAAUGAAGAUGAAACUACAAAUUAACCAAAUACAGAAUUAAAAUAGGUGAGAUUUUAGGUAAAUUUUGACUGGGAUUAAUACUUCAGGUGCUGAAUGAUUGUUGUUUCAAAUGUGCUUUUGAAGUUGUAUUAUCGUGUUGAGACUUGAGACUCAAGAAACAUGGCUGAUCAUUAUCUCUCCCUUUCAAACGAGUUUUAUUCCUGGUAGGAAAUGGAUGGAUAAUGUUUUUAUUCUUGGUGAACUUGUCUCUUCCUUUUAAGGAAAGGGUUCAGAGGGAGACACGGUCAUAAAAUUGGAUCUUGAUAAGGCAUAUGAUUUGUAUUCGAUCUUGAAAAGCCUUAUGACUGUAUUGCAUGGAGCUUUGUUAGGGGGCUUUUUUAUUCUUUAA